AUGGAGACUUCACCAGUCGACACGGAUCAAUCCCGGGUCCCUUCGAUCCUAAUUUGCAAUAUACUACUCAUUAUCGCUUCCACGGUUGCUGUAUGUGUUCGUCUCUAUGUACGAAUACGAUACGUGAGCAUUGGAUGGGAUGACUACUUUUGCGUGGUCGGAUGGGUAGGAAGUCCUCCCUUUUCUAUGUGCAAUAUUUGGGUGAUUGCUCCCCAUGGUAUUGACAAGGGUCUCUUGAUUUUAGGGGCCCGUGUGUUGUUUUUACUUAUGCUCGACCUCCUAGUGACUCGAUACGGGUACGGGCAUCACAUCGACACAAUCCAUGAUGAGCGCAAUAUAGAAAUGUUUCUCAAACUGGACUUCGUCUCAGAACUGGCAUAUGUCGUUGCCAUUUGUGCGAUCAAGGCUUCCUUUUGCCUUUUCUACCUCAAGAUCUUCCCUGGCAAAUUCUUUAGGAUACUUUGUUGCUGUGUUUUAGCAAUUAUUGUGGGCGAGUCCAUUGCUGGAUUUUUCAUUGUUAUUUUCCAAUGUUCGCCGGUUGCGAAAGCCUGGGAUGCUUCUGGUGACUUAGAAGGCCAUUGCCUAGAGUUAUUGACAUUUUAUUAUGUCUCAUUUGCAGUCCGGCUGGUGACAGAUGUUGCUCUCCUCACGCUUCCCGUUCCCAAACUCUUACGACUCAAGACUUCGAUUGGGAAAAAAGCAGGACUGAUGGUGAUGUUUGGACUUGGUGGCUUGGUGACGGUGGCCAGUAUCAUUCGAGGGACAUAUUUGAGCAACUUUUCCACGGAUCAUACUUGGUCACUCGUCCAGACCCUCAAUUGGUCAUCUGCAGAGCUGGGAGUGGGCGUUUUCAUUUCCUGCGUGCCUUCUUUUAAAGCGCUGGUAACCUUUCAAUUCCCCAAUAUCCGAUCAUUACUAGGUCUUUCUAGUAGCCAGAGCUAUCCUGGGAACCGUGAAAAUUAUAAUUUAUCUGACCGACGGGGGACUCCACGAGAGGCCUCUCGAUCCUGGAGACGAUCACACGGGGAGAUAGCACUGGGCAAGCUUGUUCCCACCAAGCGGACGAAAUCUGAGGUUGGGACUACGCAGAAUGCCUCGAAAGAAGACAUCAGCUCGCAACCAUCGGACGAGAUUCGGGUGACGACAAAU
This is a messenger RNA of Penicillium manginii, 1149 nucleotides long. Its product is annotated as putative integral membrane protein. The transcript has 5 exons. The annotation marks the transcript as partial. NCBI's taxonomy places the organism in Eukaryota, Fungi, Ascomycota, Eurotiomycetes, Eurotiales, Aspergillaceae. The record is from RefSeq and is a predicted model, not a curated record.